This is a messenger RNA of Heterocephalus glaber (naked mole-rat), 1792 nucleotides long. RefSeq names its product stabilizer of axonemal microtubules 5 (gene Saxo5). The record is from RefSeq and is a predicted model, not a curated record. Lineage: Eukaryota; Metazoa; Chordata; Mammalia; Rodentia; Bathyergidae.
CUGGGAGGUCAGGGCCAGGAAGUCUGAGGGCCCAGCUGGCCCCCAGCCCAGCACGUGUUAGCUGUCAUGACACCCCCGUAGGACGGUGCCUGGCACCCAGCAGACGCCAAAUGAAUGCCGGUUUCUCUCUCGACUUCCCUGGGGCCCAGCACAGGGCGUGCGCCUGUUUUCCCGACGACCCCGCCCCAGCGCAGUGCCUGGCGCGCAGGAAGAAGUCAAAGGCAGCUUUGUCCUCGGCGGUCUCAGGCCCGGUCCGGUGCCCCCGCCCCUGCGCAGGUGGCGCUGUGCCGCGAUGGCCGCGAGCCCCCUCCCGCCGUGCCCGGCGUCCCGGAUGGACUUUCUCAAGGCCUGGCGUUUCGCGCUGGGCCCGGACCCGCGGCUGCACCAGGGCACCCAGCGCUCCACGACGCACCGGGACUUCCCCUCCCACGGCCCCAACGCGCGAGCACAGCGGGUCCCGCAACUGCCGAGCGCUCAGCUCUUCCAGCAGGACCCUGGAGGGUCGGCCGAGGAGCGCGUGUCGGAGGCGCGCCGCGCGUUCACGCCGCCAGCGAAGGCCGAGGGCCCGCAGGGACGCAAGGCCGCCACGCGCCACCGCAGCCUGAGCUUGUACGCGGGCGCGCGGGCUGGGCCCGGCAUCUCCAGCACGCGCGCCGCCUACCGCUGGCCCGAGGUGCAGGCGCGCGCCGGGGAGCGGAUCGGAGGCGCGCGCCUCAUCUUUGACCUGGACUCGGUGCCGCCUGGCGACAAGGACAAGCUGCGCGUGCCCCCCACCGCGUACCGCACGUUCUUUCCGCCCCACGACGCGAGCCCGCAGCCCCGCGCGCACUGCUGCCAUCUGGGGGGUGCCAAUACCCUCAGGUGGGACUACAAGGGACAGAAAGAGAACUCCUACAAGAGACAAUUCCAGGCCCUGCUGGGCCCACCUGCCUCUAUGUGUAAGAGGGCGACUUUCUCUGUGCCCCUAGGAGAUUGCCAGACUGGGUAUGGCCCAGUGUACUCAGAGCUGAAACAGACCCAUGCACCCCAAGGCCUGCCCCCGGACAGGUAUGACAAGGCCCAGGCAGCCGCUCACAUCCACUGUGUCAGUAUCCCACCUGGAGACAGCCUCUUCCACGGCAGCACUACGGUGACCGACCACUUCUAUGCGUGGGACCCAGAGCCUUUCCUUCUUCACCAUGAUCAGACUCCAGAAUCGCACAUCCUGAAAGGAAACUGGUGUCCUGGCCCCGGAAGCCUUACAACCUCCAUGCAGGAUUUCUAUGGCCAGCCACCGCCUCCGACCCAGCCAACCAGACGCCACAUGACCCAUGAGAAAUGGCAGGGUCACGUGACCCUGGGAGAGCCAAAGCUGCUGGGACACGUCUUCCAAAGCACCAUGCACUCAGCCUACUGUGCCCGGGACGGAGGGAAGCCACCGAAGGCACUCAGCCUCCACUUCACAGGGACCGACCUGCCUCAGGGCAGCGGCGAAUUCGACUUUUCAACCACUAACCAGACGAUGCUGAAGCCGCACGGAACAGCCGGAGCGCGCAAGACUCCAGAGUUGCCGCGGAGGUGUAAGUACAUCCACCUGGAGUUCCCGCUGGGGAGACAGCGCUUCUUCUCCACCCACUACAAGGAGGAGUUUCCCUGCAGGUACCAGGGCCCCGCAGUACUGAGACUAAGCAACGCCCAGGAGAGCUACGUGCCGCUGGGCAUGCCUCGCCAUCGGGGCUGCCCGAGAGGGGCGAUAGACCCUCAGGCUUCCCAGCUCCCUUUGUACCCUUGCUCCAGCCAGCAAUAAAUGCAC